AUGGAGGCUUUCAUUUUCCUCCCCUUCAUGUUCUUGGCCAUGUUCUCAGUAUCUUCAACCCAGCCUUUGAAGACAAGUGUUUUUAAAGUAGGAGACAGUCCAGAACCUGCACUUAUUCUAGAGACAGAAAAUGAAGCUAAUCAGCAAGGAGGACAAAAAGAACCUAAAAGGGAAACAAGAAGCAACACCCAAGGAAAACCAGGGCCACUCAUUCUGCAAGGACAACCAGGGUAUUCUAUUCAGCCAGGAAAACCAGAAAAUUUUAAACAGAAAGGGAAGCCAGGAGUUUUCAAUCAGCCUGGGAGUCUGCAAGGGAAUUCAGGACAAUCUAACCAAAAAGGGAAUCCAGAAGCUUCUAAUGAGCAAGGAAAACCAGGGUCAUCUAGCCAGCAAGGGAAGCCAGGGUCAUCUAGCCAGCAAGGGAAGCCAGGGUCAUCUAGCCAGCAAGGGAAGCCAGGGUCAUCUAGCCAGCAAGGGAAGCCAGGGUCAUCUAGCCAGCAAGGAGAGCCAGGGUCAUCUAGCCAGCAAGGGAAGCCAGGGUCAUCUAGCCAGCAAGGGAAGCCAGGGUCAUCUAGCCAGCAAGGGAAGCCAGGGUCAUCUAGCCAGCAAGGAGAGCCAGGGUCAUCUAGCCAGCAAGGGAAGCCAGGGUCAUCUAGCCAAAAAGGAAAGACAGGAUUGUCUAGGCAACAGAGAAAAUCAAAGUCUUUUUAUAAUCAAGAAGAAAGAAAAACUGGAGUCAACCCUUUGAAUGACAAUACAAUGGAGAUUCAGACUGGCCGUACUAGCAACAAGAACCCAACUGGAAAAACAAAAUGUCAAUCUAAAUAUGAACCAGUCUGUGGUUCUGAUGGAAAAACUUAUGGCAACCUCUGUGCAUUCAAUGAAGCAAAAAGUCUCACCCUUCAGCAGACCACAGCAGAAAGUACUUCGGAGCCCACAAAGGCCUCUGGACACAGACGCCCUGCCCACCUAAGAGCCAGGACUCAGCUCUAUUUAUCAGUGCGCAGGAGCAGUCCCAGAAUCCCCUGGGCCCUGGCGCUGCCCUCCAGGAAGCCGGCCCAUGCCUCUGGAGCAGCCUCACCCUCUAGGGGGCAGACACCACCACAAUCCCAUAGCCUGCAGACCGGCCUGCCCACAGAAAGUCAGACCCUGCCCUGGAACCAGCUGGGCCCUGGUCCUGCCCGACUGCAGUUCAACACAAGCUUCAGGAUACCCCAGACCCCAAGUCCAACUGUGUCAGGAACCAGCCUGGCACUGACACUGGCUCUGGGACCCCUGGGUCCUGCAACCAGACUCUAG
This is a messenger RNA of Cervus elaphus (red deer), 1299 nucleotides long. It is a transcript of the gene MARCOL, whose product is annotated as MARCO like. Gene Ontology annotation, molecular function: protein binding. The coding region runs from base 1 to 1299 and encodes 432 amino acids. The transcript has 4 exons. Lineage: Eukaryota; Metazoa; Chordata; Mammalia; Artiodactyla; Cervidae. The record is from RefSeq and is a predicted model, not a curated record.